Molecule: messenger RNA, 1758 nt
Organism: Silurus meridionalis
Lineage: Eukaryota; Metazoa; Chordata; Actinopteri; Siluriformes; Siluridae
Product: nectin-4-like
Exons: 8
Coding region: 242-1207 (321 amino acids)
Biological process (GO): heterophilic cell-cell adhesion; homophilic cell-cell adhesion
Cellular component (GO): adherens junction
Source: RefSeq, a predicted model, not a curated record
UACAGGAAGUGGGCUCAGCACAUACAGAUUUCUGAAGUAGAUUAAGUAGCCAUGAUGUAAAACAAAGUUAUAAAAAGUUUUAUUUUCUCGUUUGUGGUUUUCUUAAAAGAAGUAUUUAGGAGAAGCCUGCACGACUUGGUCACAUUCAUAAGUGGUGGACAUACUGUACAGUACAGCCAGAAGUGUAAUUGGACAUAAUGUGACUGUAUCAUCUGGAGAAGACGCACAUCUGAAUUGCCAAAUGUUGAAAACAAAUGAGCCCAUGACAAGUGCUACUUGGCAAAGACGAACAAAGGAAAUGCCACAAAAUUAUGAUUUCUUCAUUAUGACUUUAGAUCACAAUGAACAUAAUUAUUUGGGGGAGAGGGUGAAAUUCACAGGGAACUUCUCUGGACGUUUAGGCUCCAUUCUUUUAAGAAAUGUCAGUCUUCAAGAUGAAGGCAUCUACACCUGCAUCUUAAACAUCUUUCCAAGUGGACCGUAUGAAACAGAACUUUAUCUUACAGUAUUAGUUCCUCCUGUUGUCACUGUGAAUGUGGCGGUUCAUCCUGUUGCUGGAGACACUGAUGAGCUUUUGCCAACCUGCACUGCAGCCAAUUCAAAGCCUGCAGCAGAAGUGUCAUGGAAUCUGGGUGCAUUAAGAGACUCUGUGGAAGUACAAAUUACCCACACUGUGGACUCUGAAGGAAGAUACACUGUUACUAGCAGCCUGAUUAGCAAGAAGUCCAAAGAUCUAAAGCAGGAGAAUGUUCACUGUUUGGUCUCACACCCUGGCCUGAAAGAGAAACUGAAUUGCACGCUGGCCAUUCACUAUCCUCCUCAGGUGGUUUACAUUUCACCGAGUGGUCCAACAGAAUUUCAUUGUAAAGCAGAUGCCCAUCCCAAACCGACGUAUUUCUCUUGGAGCAGAUGCCUUUUAGUGAAGGAGCCUCUUUCCAGCGGUGAUACAAACACACUGAUUAUUCAGCCGACACCUGACAGUCAUGGCUGUUACUACUGUAUGGCAUCUAACCAACAUGGAAAAAGCAUUUGUUUCUUUAAUUCAAUGAGCAUCACAUACAGUAUAUGCAAAAUCUACAACUCCCUGGAUAUGGUUUAUAUUCAUAGUCCUUCUCUUUCCUCUGGGCUGCUGUAUUUUUGCCAUAUGAAAAAGACAAACAUAUGGAUUUCUAAACUUUGUAGAAAGACAGAGUUGGUGAUGAUAUGAUAGUCGUAAACCCAUGUAAGUACCAUUCUUGCAAAUUCUUGUUUACAAACUGCUUGCAAUGAUUGCUGUAUAGAGAGGUUCAUUGUUUCAUAUAUGACAGGCCAAAUAUUUGCAUCUAUUAGAUUCCGAAUGUGCCAUGAACUAUGUGGACUGAAAUAAGGCUGCUUCUUUAUAAAAGCUUGCAGUCUAUAUGUGUGAUCUGCAUUGCUAGAUAUGAUCUCUAUAAAAAAGAUGUGUCUAUGAUAUAUUGCUAACUGGUAUUGUUUUAAUAGCAGGUUGGUGUGUUUUUCAAUGACAGUCAAGUCAACUUCUUUUCACAACUAAUGCCAGUAAGAGAAUCAUUUACAUUUCUACCAUUAAAAAUGUAUAGAGAAGGAUAAGUGUUUUAUAAUAGAGUGGAAUACAUAUUCUGCCUUCAUGCAUAUCGUCAUGAGAACCAUCUAUUUGAAAGCAAUUGUGACAAUGCAGAUAAUCACAAUAUGAUAAGGGAAUGCAAUCUCCUUUAUAACAUCAGCAUUACAGCCUUUUUCAAUAAAACGCUGGAAUAUGAA